AUGGUCGCUGUCGCAAUCACGCUGAGGGCCAUUGGUAUCGCCGGUGAUGCAGGCUUCGGCAUUUAUGGUAUCGUGAGUGCAAAGGGUGGCGGACCUGGUGAAACCUUCCUUGCUCUUCUGGGUGGACUUGGUGCUCUCGAAAUGCUUGAAGCUCCUGCGCUUUUCGCGAAGGCAGCGAAGGCGAGGAGUGCAAUGUCUGCCGAGCAUAUUGCGAAUUUGGGAGUCGAGGUCAAGGGUGGAAUGGCCCAGAUUGAUAAAUUGAAGCAACUCUGCCAUUAA
Penicillium odoratum is the source of this 279-nucleotide messenger RNA. RefSeq lists its product as uncharacterized. The record is from RefSeq and is a predicted model, not a curated record. Bases 1 to 279 code for a protein of 92 amino acids. The transcript has a single exon. NCBI's taxonomy places the organism in Eukaryota, Fungi, Ascomycota, Eurotiomycetes, Eurotiales, Aspergillaceae.